Molecule: messenger RNA, 775 nt
Organism: Benincasa hispida (wax gourd)
Lineage: Eukaryota; Viridiplantae; Streptophyta; Magnoliopsida; Cucurbitales; Cucurbitaceae
Source: RefSeq, a predicted model, not a curated record
UCCUUUUUGAAGUGGAAACUCGUAGAUUUCCUCCCACUGGCUAUGGCUCAGUAAAAGUUAAAUCUAUGCCAAAAGCAAUUCCCCUGUCUUCUGUUCGUUCCUGUUCUGUUAUUUUAUUUCUCGUAAGUGAAUCGAUAGGUAGCGAUAGCGGAUUCGCGCCACUAGCGGAACAAGAAAAGGAUGCUCCUCUCUUGAUAUUGAUCCGUCUAACUUCUUCAAGGUUGUCAGCUUUUAACGACCACCCUCACCAGGUUGUCGAUCUUUUUUCACUUGCACACAUAUUUUCUGCUUUUGUUUAUACUUUAAACUUCAUUUUCAACAAUGACGUUCUGGGAUUGAUAGUGUUUAAAGUUGGCUUUCAAGAUCCAAUGAGCAAAAUAGUCACAGGAAAUGAAGAUGAUGUGACUCCCUACAACUGGUUUGGUGUCAAAAGCAAUCAUACUUCCAAUGGUCACAUCGUCAUAAAGUUGCAAUUCCUUCACAUAUUCAUUUGCCAACAACUUUACUGGUAAAAUCAACUUUGCUCUUUCUCAUCUUGGAGGAAGUCCAUUGUUGUAUACAUCCAUAAGUUUCUAAUGAUCCUCAUGGACUGCUCGUCAUCUUCCCUUGCAUAAAAGAUCAUAUUGGAUGAUUUUUAAUUUUGCUUCUGGAAUGUUUAGAUCUAUGUAUUUGUGGUUCUGGAAUGUCUAAGUAGGCUGUAUUUUUCGUAUUCCUAUUAUUUUGGAAGGAGUGUAUCUCUACAUUUUUAUUUGUACUUAAUUAUGUUAUUUUAGAA